AUGAAGAUCAGCAUAAGAAAAGCUUUUGGAAACGUUUUUGUGCUGGUGGUUUUCUUUUUGAUGAUGACUAUUUACUAUACAUUUGUUUUUGUCUAUUGCCUUCCCAACAUCAAAGGUAAAUUCCAUGCAGAAAAGAAAUUAUCACCAAUAAUCCUUUAUUUGUUCCAUUUAGUGGUGUUUAUGCUUUUUUGGAGUUUUAUUCAAGCAGCCUCUUCUGAUCCAGGGAAGGUUCCACCAUACUGGGUAUCAAAUAUUUAGGGUUUCUAUAUGGGAGAUGCUGAAUAUAAAAGGAAGAGAUAUUGCUUAAUGUGCCAUGUUUUUAAACCUGAAAGAUGUCAUCAUUGCUCAGUCUGUGGGAUCUGCAUCCUUAAUAUGGACCACCAUUGCCGUAUUUUAUAAACAGCUUGAAUUAACAACUGCAUAGGAUUCAACAACCGAAAAAUUUUUAUGCUGAUGCUUUUUUAUUCGCUUGUAACAUCAUAUUAUGUUCUUUUAUCUUUGGUUUCACAAAUUUAUGACUCUCUGCUAUAUUUACUUGAUGACAGUGUAAGGGUUUCUCUAUACCCUCACUUAUUGUACAUCGCUAUUUUCUUAUUACUUUCUGCACUUGCAUUUAUUUUAACAAAAUUCACGAAAUUUCAUGUGGAUUUAGUGCUUAAUAACUCAACUACAAUUGAAUGCUUGGAAAAAUCAACUGUAAACUAUAGUAUAAGCCCUCUAAGAAAUUGGCAACAGGUUUUUGGUAAAAAUCCGUGGCUCUGGCCAUUCCCGAUAUAUAGACAGUCAGGAAGGCCAAUAGGAGAUGGGGUGUUUUGGCCUCAAACGCAACUAACUGAAAACAAUCAGCAUGAUAUCAAUGUAGAGUCAGAAGUAAACCGUGAAGGAACACAUGCGAACCCACCAAUCGUGCCGUCUUUAAGCGCAUCUGCAUCAAAAAAGCCUUUAGAUGUGUCUUCGUCUUCCCAAGAUGCUUCAUUUGAUGCGCUAAAUGAAAAAAAUUCAGUCCUCUACUUAAGGCCUGAUAGGGCAAGCACUCCUUACGCUUCAGAAAUUGACACAGAAACAACGAUGAUGAGAGCAAGGGAAGAGUCUUCCUUGAACAUUUCAGCCGAGCCGAUUUUGAAAUCUUCUGUUUUAGAAAUAAACCUAAGAGAGCAAAAUGAAUAG
Messenger RNA from Blepharisma stoltei, 1167 nucleotides. The record is from the annotation of a GenBank genome assembly. Lineage: Eukaryota; Ciliophora; Heterotrichea; Heterotrichida; Blepharismidae.